CUCUUGUCUGUCUCACGCUCGCUAUCCCACCACCCACCAACUUGACCAUUCCAACUCAAUCCACUCUCUUACCCCUCCCUCCAGCGAUCAUCACCAUGGGCGCCCCCGAAAACAAAUACUCGGUCAUUCUCCCGACCUACAAUGAGCGCAAGAACCUCCCCAUCAUCGUCUGGUUAUUGGAGCGGACCUUUCGCGAGAACAACCUAAACUGGGAAAUCAUCAUCGUCGACGACGGCAGCCCCGACGGCACCCUCGACAUCGCCAAACAACUGCAAACGCACUACGGCCCCAAACACAUCCUUCUACACCCCCGAGCCGGCAAACUCGGUCUCGGCACGGCCUACAUCCACGGCCUCCAAUUCACAACCGGCAACUACAUCAUCAUCAUGGACGCGGACUUCUCUCACCACCCGAAAUUCAUCCCCGAGAUGAUUCGCAUCCAGGCCGAAUCGGACGCCGAUAUCGUGACGGGGACGCGGUACGCGAGUCUCGAUGGGGUGAAGGGGGGCGUGUAUGGGUGGGAUUUGUUUCGGAAGUUUACGUCGCGGACGGCGAAUCUCAUUGCGGAUGUGAUGCUCAUGCCUGGGGUUAGUGAUUUGACGGGGAGUUUUCGGUUGUAUAAGAAAAGUGUGCUGGAGAAGGUGAUUCAUAGUACGCAGAGUAAGGGGUAUAGUUUUCAGAUGGAGAUGAUGGUUCGGGCGAAGGCGAUGGGGUACAAGGUUAGGGAGUGUCCGAUUACGUUUGUGGAUCGGGUGUUUGGGGAGAGUAAGUUGGGGGGGCAUGAGAUUGUGGAGUAUUUGAAGGGGGUGGUGACACUUUGGUUGAAGGUUUGAUGGGGGGGUUCCUUGUGAUGUUGGUGGUGGUGGUGGUGGUGGUGGUGAUGGGGAUGGGUUAUGGGUUAUGGGAUGGAUGGAUGGAUGGAUGGGUGUGUUAUACCCCCGGUUUCUUUCGUGUCUUCAGAAUGUAUAUUACUCUGCAAUCAUGUUUUAUUUGUUUGCUCGCACCGCCCCAAGUAUCCCCUCACUCGCUCCACCAAUUCC
Molecule: messenger RNA, 1040 nt
Organism: Aspergillus ibericus CBS 121593
Lineage: Eukaryota; Fungi; Ascomycota; Eurotiomycetes; Eurotiales; Aspergillaceae
Product: dolichyl-phosphate beta-D-mannosyltransferase
Exons: 2
Coding region: 96-833 (245 amino acids)
Biological process (GO): protein O-linked glycosylation via mannose; GPI anchor biosynthetic process
Cellular component (GO): endoplasmic reticulum membrane
Molecular function (GO): dolichyl-phosphate beta-D-mannosyltransferase activity
Source: RefSeq, a predicted model, not a curated record